AUGUCCACGGAGAGUAACAAACCACUAUGGGUAUCUCCCCGCGCUGGCAAACACCCCAUUGACGACUAUCGCCGGCACGUAAACCAGAAGUUCAGGCUUUCUCUCAAGGACUCGCACCAGCUUCACCGAUGGAGCGUCACAAAACCCCACGACUUCUGGGUCGACCUCUAUAAAUACGUGGGAAUAGUCCCCGCUCUGCCGUCACACAUAACCCGUGCCUACGAUGACAGCGUGAAGCUCAGCGACGUCCCGCCAUUCUUCGAGGAUGUGCGGCUAAACUACGCUGAAAACGUCCUGGAAGGAAAGGAUCUUGAUGCUGUAGCGCUUAUUGGGCUGCGGGAGUUUGACUUCUUAAAUGGAGAACUGGUGACAUGGAGACAGCUGAAAGAGAGAGUGAGGGCCGUCAGAAGCGCGUUGGUUCGGAAUGGGAUUAAGGAUGGUGACCGGGUGGCUGCGAUCGUGUCUACAUCAGUCUGGUCGAUUGUGAUUAUGCUCGCAGCGGCUUCUAUGGGUGCGAUCUUCUCGUCAAUAUCCCCUGAUAUGGGUGAAGCGGGAUGUAUCACUAGGCUACAACAAAUCGAGCCUGCCAUCCUGUUUGCAGACAGCGAUAUGUCGUACAAGGGCAAAAAAGCGUCUCUAGACAAGAAGGUCAAGGCCGUUGUUGAGAAACUGUCCCAGACAAUGAAAGCAUUCGUCAUCCCGAUCACAGAUCAAAGCACCUCGUCAUUCCCUCUGGUAGAUGAAUUUCUUGCAAAGGCUCGCGACUCAGAUGCCCUGGUAUAUAAGCGGGUACCUUUUUCGUACCCCCUGUAUAUUCUGUACUCGAGCGGGACAACCGGACAGCCAAAGUGCCUAGUGCAUCAGCAUGGUGUUAUCAUUCAGCUAAAGAAGGUUGGAUUGCUACAUUACUCAUUGGGACCACAAGAAAUUGUCUUUCAGUAUUCGAGUACAUCAUGGGUGCUGUUCAACAUUAUGAACGGCCACCUCGCAGUGGGUGCUACGCUGCUCUUGUAUGACGGCUCCCCUUUGUGGCCUGAUGUUACAACGAUGUUGAAAAUCAUUGAGAAGUUUAGAGUAACAUAUUUUGGCACAUCGCCGCGGUACUUCUUAGAACUAGAAGCGUCCAAGAUAAUUCCACGCGAGGCCUAUGACCUCAGCUCGCUUCGGCUGGUGACAACAACCGGGGCGACGCUGACGUCUGAUCAGUUCAGAUGGUUUUAUCGGGUAUUUCCACAAAUCCAUCUCAGCAGUGUAGCCGGGGGGACGGAUAUUGUCACAUCAUGGGUUUCAUGUGACCUUUCAAGUCCUGUUUACGCAGGAGAGAUGCAAAUAUUUGCACUUGGAAUGAAUGUGUAUGUUGCAGAUGCCAACACUGGAGAAGAUAUUACAGAUACUGGAAUGUCUGGAGAGUUGGUCUGCGCAACUCCUUUCCCAUCAAUGCCCAUUUUCCUAUGGGGAGACAAAGAAAACAAGAAAUACAAAGCUUCAUACUUUGAAAGAUUUGAACACAUGUGCAUCUGGGCGCAACAUGACUGGAUCAGCGUAAACCCUAUUACGCGUGGUAUAACGAUGCACGGGAGAAGUGAUGGCGUCCUCAACCCGUCCGGCAUCCGUUUCGGCAGCUCAGAAAUUUAUAACAUAUCCGAAGGACCUGUCUUCAACGCCCAGAUAGAGGAUACGCUGUGCGUUGGCCGACGUCGAGAACACGACAAAGACGAGGUGGUUUUCCUUUUUGUGAAAAUGCGAAACCGCCAGCCUUUCACUCGUGAUCUGGAGCAACGACUCCGCUCCGCCAUCGGAGGAGGCUUGUCACCACGACACAUACCGAAAUUCAUCCUUGAAGUGCCCGAGAUCCCCGUGACAAUCAACGGUAAGAAAGUCGAGACGCCCGUGAAGCGAAUUAUCAGUGGGGAGAAGGUGCAGGUGAGCUCGACGGUUGCCAACCCGAAAUCGCUGAGUUUUUUCGAGCAAUUUACGAGAUUAGAAACACAACCAAGAACAACCAAAUUGUAA
Messenger RNA from Ophidiomyces ophidiicola, 2013 nucleotides. RefSeq lists its product as uncharacterized. Gene Ontology annotation, cellular component: cytosol. NCBI's taxonomy places the organism in Eukaryota, Fungi, Ascomycota, Eurotiomycetes, Onygenales, Onygenaceae. The transcript is spliced from 6 exons. Gene Ontology annotation, biological process: lipid metabolic process. The record is from RefSeq and is a predicted model, not a curated record. The coding region runs from base 1 to 2013 and encodes 670 amino acids. Gene Ontology annotation, molecular function: acetoacetate-CoA ligase activity.